This is a messenger RNA of Anopheles nili, 1557 nucleotides long. RefSeq names its product adipocyte plasma membrane-associated protein Hemomucin-like. Gene Ontology annotation, biological process: biosynthetic process. Gene Ontology annotation, molecular function: strictosidine synthase activity. NCBI's taxonomy places the organism in Eukaryota, Metazoa, Arthropoda, Insecta, Diptera, Culicidae. The transcript has 2 exons. The record is from RefSeq and is a predicted model, not a curated record. The coding region runs from base 58 to 1419 and encodes 453 amino acids.
GAACAUUGUUAGUGAGUUUGUUUUGUCUUCACGCGGCGUACACCAGAGCGCAGAAGAAUGGGUCUCCGGAGUAAGCUGCUGAAGAUCACCCUGGUGCUAAUACUGAUCGCCGUGCUGCCCGGUUUGCCACCGAAAACGGCAUAUCCGUUUCGACCGAUUACCGUCAGUCCACCGCGACCCCUGACGGGAGUGCUGGCCCCGAACCAGCUGCUUAACGGCGCCGAACGGUUGCACGAGGGUGGCCUACUACAACCGGAAAGCGUGCUGGUGCGUGGCAACGCUACCUACGUCUCGGUGUACGGUGGCAAGAUCAUCGAGCUGGGCGACCAUGGUGCGAUACGAACUGUGGCCAAGCUUGGUCCCGAAUGUGUCGGCACAUUCUCGGAGCGAAUUUGUGGACGGCCGCUAGGGAUGGACUUCGACACCAAGGGAAACAAUCUCAUAGUGGCCGAUCCGUACCUAGGCAUCUGGCAGGUGCACAUUAAAACCGGCGAGCUGAAGCUGCUCGUCUCGAAGACGAACGCCAUCAUCGAGGACGGUACCGGAAAGCCCUUCGAAACGGCAACCACCCACCGCACGAUCAUUCGACCUCCGAACAUCCCGAACGGUGUGGCCGUAGCCCGGAACGGUGACUUCUACUGGUCGGAUACGGCAUCCGACUUUAUCUUCGAGGACGCAAUCCAGGCGCUGCUGUGCAAUCCUUCCGGUCGGUUGUUGCACUACUCGCGUGCCACCGGCAAGAACCGUGUCCUGAUCGAUGAGGUUUACGGUGCCAAUGGUGUGGUGCUUAGCCCCGACGAAAGCUUCGUGCUGGUGGGUGAGCUGGGUGGUCAGUUGAUCCGUCGGUACUACCUUAAGGGUGCCAAAGCUGGCACCCACGACGUGUUCAUCGAUGGAUUACCCGGAGCGGUGGAUAACCUAAACGGAGAUGCGACCGGUUUGUGGGCCGGAUUGGUGAUCACCGCCGACAAGAACAAUCCGUCCUUCAUCGGGAUGUUGGCACCGUUCCCGAACCUGCGCCGGUUGCUGGUGCGUCUGUUUGUGCUGGCUGAGGCACCAUUUUGGUUGCUGUACGGUACGACCGGAAGUGAGUUCGCACUCUGGGCAACGCAUCACAUUGGCCAUUUGGGUGGGUUGGUAGGGUUGUUCCCUGACCGUGGGACCGUUCUGCGUCUCGAUUGGGAGGGUAAUAUCGUGCUGGCGCUUCACAACGACGACAAGUCGAGUCACGUCAUCUCGCAGGCGGUUCUACAGGGUAAGGAUCACCUGCUGCUCGGUUCACCCGUCAAUCCGUGGCUUGGCCGUGUUCGGCUCAGCCCGGAAACGAUGGCCGCGCUGCAAGGACAACGUCCUCCGACAAAACCGUCGCAAAAGGACGCUAGUCCGGUGGAAAAGCCCGUUCCGCGGGGUGAGCUAUAAUAUGCUAGACUUAAGGAGGUUUUAGUGGGUCUAAAACAGACAAAAUAAAGAAUAAAAUACAAACCAUCCGACAUAGCUUCCUAAACGUUAAACUCUACGACGACGUGCGAGAGGAACAACCCAAACAGUAACACUCGA